Molecule: messenger RNA, 1804 nt
Organism: Spinacia oleracea (spinach)
Lineage: Eukaryota; Viridiplantae; Streptophyta; Magnoliopsida; Caryophyllales; Amaranthaceae
Product: 3-dehydroquinate synthase, chloroplastic
Exons: 9
Coding region: 18-1301 (427 amino acids)
Biological process (GO): aromatic amino acid biosynthetic process
Cellular component (GO): cytoplasm
Molecular function (GO): 3-dehydroquinate synthase activity
Source: RefSeq, a predicted model, not a curated record
AUCCAUUUCACAUUUCCAUGAUUAUGGCCUUCUCCUCUUACAAUUUCAACCCCUUUCUCUCUUUCUCUUUCUCUUCAACUACUACUACUACUACACUUCUUCCUAGACUUUAUUCCAUCAAAUUAAAAUGGAAGAGCCGUACAUCAACCCCAUUCGGGUCGAAAGUAGUCGGGUCAAGUAUUCGUUCGAGCCCGACACAGAGCAUCCCCGUUGAGUCACCUUCACCUAGUGGUGGAAGUAAGACGAUGACAUCUAAUUCUAGUGCACUUACUAUUGUUGAGGUUGAUCUUGGGAAUCGUAGUUACCCUGUUUAUAUUGGGUCUGGCCUUCUUCAUCACCCUCAUUUUCUUCAAAAGCAUUUGGUUGGAAAGAAGGUUCUUGUGGUUACUAACACCACAAUUGCAUCUCUAUAUCUGGACAAAGUAAUUGAUGCAUUAACAAGAGAUAACCCAGAAAUUUCAGUUGAAACUGUCAUCUUGCCUGAUGGGGAGAAGUACAAGAACAUGGAAACCCUAAUGAAAGUCUUCCAACAAGCUAUUGAGUCAAGGCUAGACAGAAGGUCCACUUUUCUUGCCCUUGGAGGUGGUGUGAUAGGUGAUAUGUGUGGAUUUGCAGCAUCUACCUUCAUGCGUGGAGCUAGUUUCAUUCAAGUUCCAACAACUGUUAUGGCCCAAGUGGAUUCUUCGGUGGGAGGAAAGACUGCUAUAAAUCAUCCACUAGGAAAGAAUCUUAUUGGCAGUUUCUACCAACCCCAGUGUACACUAAUAGAUACUGACACGCUGACCACACUCUCUGAUAGAGAAUUGUCAUCUGGGCUUGCUGAGGUUAUAAAAUGUGGGUUAAUCAUGGAUGCAGAUUUCUUUAAGUGGCAAGAGGAGAACAUUAACGCGUUAUUGGCCAAGAAUCCCCAUGCAAUUGCGUAUGCUAUAAAGCGCUCUUGUGAAAUCAAAGCCCAACUGGUGUCCUUGGAUGAGAUGGAAUGUGGAAUCAGAGCCAUAUUGAACUUUGGUCACACGUUUGGGCAUGCAAUAGAAAACGGAGUAGGCUAUGGACAAUGGCUACAUGGAGAAGCAAUUGCAGUUGGAAUGGUCAUGGCAGCAGACUUAUCACUCCGCCUGGGUUGGAUAGAUGAAACACUAGUGAAGCGCAUUCAUACAAUCUUGGAACAUGCUAGGCUUCCAACUUCACCUCCUCAAUGCAUGACUUUCGAAAUGUUCAAGUCCAUUAUGUCGGUUGAUAAAAAGGUAGCUGAUGGUGUACUGCGGCUUGUUCUUCUUAAAGUUUCAGGUUCAUCAUUGUAGGAAUUAACAUAUUUUUGUGCAUUUCCUACUUAUUUGAAUCAAUACAAGAGAUUAUAUACUUUCGAGAGCGCAAACAUUGAGUUGGAAUAAUUUUCAUGCAAAGCGAAUAGUGAAAGAAGUAGAAAACUGAAUGUCGUCCACUCUUUUGAUCAUAAAUCGAGUUAUACAACUCCAAAUGCAGCGAUUCAAAUUGGGUUGGAUUCUACACUUCAAGGUCUUUCCAACGAGUGGUCACUCGCCUAAUUCCGACUUAUAACGAAGGAGAUAUGGUAUUUUUAAGAUACGGGAUCGUGCAGUUCUGGCGACGACAACCCCUGGGCGCGGAUUUUUGCUUUGUUUCCGGUUUUUUUCUUCUACUUUUGGGCAAGACUAUAAAUAUAGCCCUUAGACAUAUUAUUUGGGAUCUUAUUUUUCUAGGACCUUAGUUUAUUGCUUAGUUUUUAUUCUUUCUCUAAACUUUUGUUAAUUACCUUUAUUAUUGCUUUCAAGUUUCAAACUUUAAA